This is a messenger RNA of Fulvia fulva, 381 nucleotides long. RefSeq lists its product as uncharacterized. NCBI's taxonomy places the organism in Eukaryota, Fungi, Ascomycota, Dothideomycetes, Mycosphaerellales, Mycosphaerellaceae. The transcript has 2 exons. The record is from RefSeq and is a predicted model, not a curated record. The coding region runs from base 1 to 381 and encodes 126 amino acids.
AUGCACGUCUCCAAGAUCUUGGCAUUUGCUCCAACCCUGGCGCUGGCAGCACCUUUGGCUGUCGAGAAAGCAUCUGGUGUGAGACACGAUGCAGCAGCCAAGCCAGAUGAUGCCUAUCAAUGGGCAUCUGACAGUGGUUACGCCUCGUUCACUAAGCGGGCGGCCGAGAAGAAAGAGAUAGCUCGUGAUGCUAAGGCAAAGCCAGAUGAUGCCUAUGACUGGGCAUCUGACAGUGGUUACCCAGUCUUCACUAAACGUGCGGCCGAGAACAAGGCGGUAGCUCGUGAUGCUAAGGCCAAACCUGAUGACGCCUACCAGUGGGCAUCGGACAGCGGAUACGCUUCUUUCACGAAGCGUGAGGCUGUGCAAGUCGAGGCUUAA